GACGAGUGGUCUAUCUCGCUGUUCCUUGGCUCUGAACACGAUGUGUCUUACGGUACUGCCGCAGAUAUUUAUCUUCAGUCCAGAAUUGAAGAUGGGGGCAUGUCUAACAUGUGGGUUGGAGACCUUCACAUAGCCGACAUGAGUAGGAAGGUGGCUGAUAUGCCCUGUGUAGGUGCCACGGUACACUGGUUGCGCUUGCGAGGUGCGAUCGAUGAGUGUACUGCAGAGCACGCCAACUGUCGAUUAGAUGGCAAAGCGAACCUUCCACGCGGAUUUCGUCUUAUUGAUAUUGCACGACGGUGUGUUGUCGAGACGAGCGAGGUCCCAUUCGUAGCUUUGAGCUACGUUUGGGGUAAAGACACGCGGGCGUCACUUCUGACUGCCACCAAGAAUACCAUCGCAGCGUUGAGCCAGGUCAGUGGUCUCUCAAUAGUAGAUAUGCCUCGGACAAUUGAGGAUGCUAUGAAUAUCUGCACUGAGCUUGGGAUUAAUUAUCUUUGGGCGGACCGACUUUGCAUCAUACAGGACGAUCCAGAAGACAAGAUGCACCAAAUUAUGGCGAUGAACGACAUCUACGAGUCGGCGUUGCUAGUGUUAGUAUCGGCCUAUGGUGACAGUAUGGACUUUGGAAUCCACGGUGUCAGUCAUCCACGCCCAAUCACCCAACAUCACGAAGAAAUCUCCGGCCUCCGAAUAACCAACCUUGUUCGAGACCCAGCAGAGAGCCCUCUUACCUUAUGGCAGACGCGAGGCUGGACAUAUCAAGAAGCUGUUUGUGCGAAACGACUGCUUCACUUCACGAACACACGAGCUUACUUCGAGUGUCAGACUUCGACAUGUUAUGAGGACAUGUACAACGUCGACACUGAGAUCAACGAGUUCAGUACUUAUGGUAUCCACCUGCAGGAUGAGAACUCGAGCUUUGAGGCCUUCGGACGGCAUCUUGCAAACUACACAUCGCGAAAACUGUCUUUCUCGUCGGACGUUUACAAUGCCUUCGUCGGAAUUGCCAACUUGCUGUACGGAUCAAGCUAUGCAGAGUCGUUCUUCUAUGGCCUCCCAAAAGUAGACUUCGAUCGUGCACUGCGUUGGUAUGCUUGGGACGGUGAGAAACCUGUUCAAAGAACGGAGAUUUCAGGCCUGGUCUGCCCGAGCUGGUCUUGGGCAUCUGCCAUGGUUCAAGAAGAACAGGUUAGAUACCAAGAUACUGAGUUCUACGGAACUUUGGCCCUCUGGACUGCAAAAGGCGAGGAUUCCGAGCAAUGGGAAGUGCUCAAUCUGCACCCGGAAACGAAAUUGGACGAGAGUUGGGAGAUUUACAUGGUAAUUGCCAGUCAAGAGGGGUGUUUACGAGGUUCGCCAAUAGAUGAGCUUUUGCGGACUAUGGAUAACCUGACCAUACAGGGGAGGUUUCGCGCUCAUUGGCCCGAUUAUCACAGCUUCUGCAAAACCGCAUUCCAGACGCCUAGAGGACCCCACGACCAAGAUCCGGCUAUCAAUAAGUUCGGGCCGGGCUUCUUAUCCACUGUGGUCCAAACAGCCUAUCUCCGACUCGGACAGCGCGGGUCAAGUCAUUACGGCUUGGGUAUCGUCGACUUGAACAACGCUGUAGUUGGUGAGCUUUGCGGAGAGAUCACCAACUUCAGAGAGAAAGCUCUGGCACCCGUCAAUAGGGAUGUUCUGUACGAGUUCUUCGCAUUGUCGUUGUCAGGCUUGCAUAUCUAUCCAUACACUGGGGAAGAGCGGACAACAAAGAAUUAUUUUGAUAAGGAUGGCACAGCGCUAGAGACGUUGCCCAUUGUCAACGUGCUGUUGAUCGAGCGUAAAGGUAAUCUUGCGUAUCGAAAAGAGCUCGGAUGGGUUUACUUGAAGGAUUGGGCAAAAGCAGAUCGACGCUGGGAAACGGUUGUACUUGGGUAGCGUACCUCGAGACGUCUUCGACAUACUCCAAACUAUGUCUCUUGCCUAAGAAGUGUUCGUCCUUUCGCGAUGAUCUUGGAGGCCGCAAGAGGGAAA
Macroventuria anomochaeta is the source of this 2016-nucleotide messenger RNA. RefSeq names its product HET-domain-containing protein. The record is from RefSeq and is a predicted model, not a curated record. Bases 100 to 1920 code for a protein of 606 amino acids. The transcript has a single exon. NCBI's taxonomy places the organism in Eukaryota, Fungi, Ascomycota, Dothideomycetes, Pleosporales, Didymellaceae.